AUGGAUGUUGAAAAAGACUUGCUGAUAGUUGACGAGGUCGGUGUCUCUAGUCAACAAGCAGGGCGAGAACAAACUUCCGCCCGGCCCGUGUUUUCAGACCCUGAGAGGGUCUAUUGUAGAGUGGCGGAUCCCGGCCAGGAAAGACUCCGCCGAAGCGAAGGCUCGGGUGGAUAUUCGUAUGCGGACGCGGUUCGGGACCACGUGGUGCAGAAUUCGAAUGUCGCCCGGCGAAAAUCUACAAUUGGCGCCCAACGUGGGGCCUCUUUUUCAAACAUUACAGGUUUUAGGUGCAGCAGGAGCCAAGGUGAUUCUCCAAAUUUUUUAGGUGACAGAUGCCAUCUCAAUCUACAGGCCACCAGGUCACGUUUCUACAGAUUUUUCGACGUCAUCAUCAAUUUCAACAUCCCAUUCAUCAUUUGUGGUGAUUUCAAUGCACCGGGACAGCUCAAAGUCAUUGAACAACAUCUUGAAUCAACAAUUGAAGCCCUUGGACUUUUUCAACACGUCAACUCUUCCACCCAUUCCCAUGUCAUGGACUGUGUUUUCUCUGAUCACAGCCUUGUGACCUUCGAUACUACAUUAUCAAAGCCAAACCUCCAAUCAUUGUUCGUCAGCGUCGUAGUUAUCGUCGUUUUAGUUCAAAUGCUUUUCAACAAGAACUCUGAUGUAUUCUGCGAUAUACUUUCGCGUGGUGAUUACGAGGUGGACGACCUUACAUCUGCUAUCAUCACAUCUACAACCAAUCUCCUUGACAAGCAUGCACCUUUUAGACGCUUGUCUCUACGAGGCAGCAAUCGUCCAAAACAUCAACUUUAA
Molecule: messenger RNA, 816 nt
Organism: Helobdella robusta
Lineage: Eukaryota; Metazoa; Annelida; Clitellata; Rhynchobdellida; Glossiphoniidae
Exons: 3
Coding region: 1-816 (271 amino acids)
Source: RefSeq, a predicted model, not a curated record